UGCUCAUUUAUCAAUAUCAAGCCCGCCACUGCUGGUGAAGUUUUGCCUCAACUCUAUACUAUCUCAAUUUUUCUCUAUUACUACAAAUCCUUAUUGCUGACACUUCCCGAGUUCUUCAUGUGCACAUAAAUUUUGUUCUGUGUUCAACCAUUCACCAUGCCUGCUCCAGGCGAUCAGCACACUACAGUGACGAAUCCCUUUGAGGAGCCGCGUAUACGAGUCGCCGAAUGGGCUGCCAAGGACAUUGCAACUAUCUCAGCGAAACUGGAUAAACAACUUGGCCCCGAGUACAUUUCUGCCCGUGCAGGUCCUGGUGGUACCAAAGUUCAUUACUUAACUGCUGAGAAGUGUAUCACCUUGGCGAAUGAAGUAUUUGGUUUUAACGGAUGGUCGUCCUCCAUUCAAAACAUUCAGGUUGACUUCGCGGACGAAAAUCCUCAAACACAGCGCGUCAGUAUCGGUUUAUCGGUCAUAGUCCGAAUUACACUACGCGAUGGCACCUACCAUGAGGAUAUUGGAUACGGAUCCAUCGAGAACGCAAAAGGAAAGGCAAUGGCUUUCGAAAAGGCUAAGAAGGAGGGCACCACCGACGGACUGAAACGCGCCUUGAGGAGCUUUGGUAACGUCUUGGGCAAUUGCAUAUACGACAAAGACUACGUGAAACAAGUCACCAAAAUGAAAGCCGAGCCCGUUAAAAAGUUUGAUCAAGACAAUCUCCACCGUCACGCUGACUACAUCAAGCGUGAUGUUGUAAGACAAGAACCCGCCGCUGCCUCUACUUCUGCCGCGCCCGCUGCGCCUGUGGUUAAGACAGAGCCGGUGCCGCCACUCCCUGUUGCAGAGUCAUUUGACGAUUAUCUUGGAGAGCUCGACGAGGCAGACUUCUGUGUUCCAGAAGAUGGCCACCCGGACGAAAUUAUGCUUUCAACAUCAAUCCUGGGCCAAUCUGCAAAUGAGGGACCCAUCAACAGAACAGCAGCCCAACAAGUUCAGCAGCAAACUGGCAGGUCGAAUUCUACUGGACCUCCGAAUCGAGCACCGCAAACUCCGAUACAUGGACAGCAACGUCCAGCCCCCCUGAAUGGUGCAGCCACACUUUCCAAUCGCCCGCAAGGUGGACCUUCGGGACGAACAACUCCAAAUCAGAUUGGCAACCCUCGUCUGCCACCCAAUGGACCUCAAAACAUGCCCGAAACCGUAGGGUUCUUCUCUGCAAAGGCCGUGAAUCAACUACCGGAAUCCACUCUAGAGGGUUCGAGUAGUGCUCGUCUUGUUUUGCCACAGGGACAGCAGGCCUUCAACCCCAAGGCAGAAAGCCCAUCUAUUCGAAAAACCCCUGGCAUCGACCACUCUUCAUCCAAACCUGUUGCAAAGAAUGGCCAACAUGUUGCCCCGACUAAUAGCCAAGUAACAGUGGCACCUGCUACGCGCUCUAACACGAAUAGCUUCACCCCGGUUCGACCUUCGAUGCCCAGCUCCCAGAGCGCACGUGGAAAUGUCAUAAACCCUUCGUUCGAUCAAACUCGUCGAAUUGGCGCACCUUCCGGCCCAGGAAGUCCACUCGCAAAUAGGGGCAGCUAUCGACCCCCAGCAAUGAAACGACCUCCUCCAGUGGAUGGUAGAACUGCACUAGCCGACCUCCCCGCUAACGGAAACGGAGGGACAGCACCAACUGCGGCAAGCGGAUUGGAAGCAAAGCGACAGAAGACGGGGUAGGCCUUUAAGGUCGAAGUCUGGGUUCAGACAGGCGAUGAAUGGCAUGAUGGUAGGCGUACCGGUAUUUCUAAGAGAUGCUUUUGUUAGGAGCUCAGGUCUGGGAUAUUUUUUAUGGAAUCAAAUAAUGAUCGGAAUGCAACUUGGGCUCUAGAGUUAAACGUCAGAUACCAUUCCCUGUCUGUACAUUACGGUCUGACUUGGUGCUUUUCAAAUAAGUAUAAUUGCCGAGUUAUGUUCUUGAAAAUGAUAUGGCAAUCAAUAGAAGUUGCUGCUCUCUGUGGAGUUUCUGGGACAUAUAUCUCUGAUCAUCACUGGUGCGUUGUUAUUUCAUCUAUCAUCC
This is a messenger RNA of Fusarium verticillioides 7600, 2056 nucleotides long. Its product is annotated as DNA repair and recombination protein RAD52. Gene Ontology annotation, cellular component: nucleus. The record is from RefSeq and is a predicted model, not a curated record. The coding region runs from base 157 to 1716 and encodes 519 amino acids. The transcript is spliced from 3 exons. Gene Ontology annotation, biological process: DNA recombinase assembly; double-strand break repair via homologous recombination; double-strand break repair via single-strand annealing. NCBI's taxonomy places the organism in Eukaryota, Fungi, Ascomycota, Sordariomycetes, Hypocreales, Nectriaceae.